Camelina sativa (false flax) is the source of this 1544-nucleotide messenger RNA. NCBI's taxonomy places the organism in Eukaryota, Viridiplantae, Streptophyta, Magnoliopsida, Brassicales, Brassicaceae. The record is from RefSeq and is a predicted model, not a curated record.
AAGAUUAAUUAACUUUAUAUAAUAUUGGGUUAUUUGCAAAUUACAUUUCAAGAUUUAUCUUUGUUGCUUUUGCAAUUUUGGUUGUCCUUUUUUUUUUUUAGGGUUGGAGAUAAACUUUAUACGGUAUCCCAACGACUCGAACUUACCGGAGACUAGCUAGGGUUUUAACGCAGCCAUGAAAUCAAAGCGGCAGAACGUGUCCGAGUCUCGUCAAACCAUCCUUGGAAGCCACUCAACUAGUUCUGACGAAAACUCUGAAUCAAUCCCAAUUGAUCUCAUUAUCGACAUAUUCUUGAGGUUGCCGGUGAAGUCUAUAGCUAGGUGUCGUUGCGUAUCAAAGCUCUGGGAGAAAUCACUUCGUCUUCCCUAUUUCACGGAGUUGUACUUGACAAGAUCUUCUGCUCACCCGAGGCUCUUGUUCGUCUGCGAAAUAUACAAUGAGCUGUUAUCCUUCUCAACACCUCAGACUCAAAAUCUUUGUGAGAGCUCGUCUUCUUCAGUUGCCCCAAGUUAUCAUCAUAUGAAGUUUCCUUUGUAUAGCUGCUAUGGUAUUAUUAGUCCUAUCAAUGGCCUUGUUUUCACCAGCGGACGACAGAUCUUAAAAGGAAGGAAAAUUUCCAAGUUAGUGUCGGUGAUAUGUAACCCUAGCACCGGGGAAUCCUUAACCUUACCAAAACCUCAGACAAGGAAGAAGAUUUCGAUAAGAAGCUAUUUUGGGUAUGAUCCAAUCGAGAAACAAUUCAAGGUAUUGUCGAUGACCCGGUCAGGUGAUGGGAGCUAUAAGGAGCAUCAAGUUCUGACAUUAGGAACUGAGAACCCGACAUGGAGAAUGAUUGACUGUGGCAUUACCCAUAGGCUUUCUAGCUUUGAUGAUGUUAUAUGCAUCAAUGGUCUUAUGUAUUUUCUAGAUUCCGACCACAUGAUAGUUUGCUUUGAUGUUAGGUCAGAGAAGUUCAGCUUUAUUAAAACAUCUUUCGAUAGGUCUUCUAGAACAGUUAUGAUUAACUACAACGGUAAACUGGCUUCACUUAUGUCGGAGGGGUGUAUUUAUAAUAGUGGAAGAGGUCGUAGGUUUGAUAAUUAUAUUACUGGAACAAGUACAAGUCUUGAGAUGUGGGUUCUAGAAGAUGCCGGAAAACAUGAAUGGUCCAAGCAUAUUUAUGAAUUACCCCCUCUGUGGAAGAAUGUACUUGAAAAGCACACAUUUGUUGGAGUGGCUGGUACAAACGAACUUGUGUUGUCGCCGUGCUAUGCAUCUCACCCUUUCUAUGUUUUCUACUACAACUUUGAGACAAAAACUAUCAGAAGAGUUGAAAUUGAAGGAUCGUUUAAGGAGUUGACAUCCAACCGUUUUUUUGAAGUCAGCAUCUUACUAGGCCAUGUAGAGGACGUGAAACUUAUGAAAUGUUCUGAUACUUCAUAAGUUGAGAUUUUGUAACAUUUGCCAUAGUAUCAAAUUAGGAUCUUAUUUGAACUCAAUGCGAAUCUAUAUUUCAGCUCUUUGAUUGAUCCAAUACGUGUACAUGUAUAUGCAUAUAAAUGCU